AAUAAUUGUUGCUGCGGAGGAUGAGAAUAUUGACACCAGGGCUGAUCACAACCUGAUCAUCCGCCAAGCCCGCCUGUCUGAUUCCGGGAACUACACUUGUAUGGCAAACAACAUCGUUGCCAAGCGAAGAAGCCUGUCAGCCACUGUUGUGGUGUAUGUGAAUGGAGGUUGGUCAUCAUGGACAGAAUGGUCUAACUGCAAUGUACGCUGUGGCAGAGGAUGGCAGAAGAGGUCCAGGACCUGCACGAACCCUGCUCCUCUUAACGGAGGUGCUUUCUGCGAGGGAAUGUCUGUGCAGAAAAUUACCUGCACUUCCUUGUGUCCUGUGGACGGUGGUUGGGAAGCAUGGAGUGAAUGGUCUGUAUGUAGCCCUGAAUGUGAACAUUUGAGGAUCCGUGAAUGCACCGCUCCUCCUCCACGUAACGGUGGGAAAUUCUGUGAAGGACCAAAUCAAGAGUCAGAGAACUGCACUGAAGGUCUUUGCAUUCAUGAUAGAAAGCCUCUUCAUGAAAUAAAACCCCAAAACAUUGAGAACGCAACAGACAUUGCCUUAUACUCAGGCCUGGGUGCCGCGGUCAUCACCGUAGCGGUCAUUGUCAUUGGUGUGACUCUCUACAGACGGAGCCAGAGCGAGUACGGUGUGGAUGUGAUUGACUCAUCGGCUCUUACAGGAGGCUUCCAGACAUUUAACUUCAAAACUGCCAGACAAGGUAAUUCCCUUCUUUUGAACUCAUCCAUGCAGCCUGACCUGACUGUGAGUAGAACCUACAGUGGACCCAUUUGCCUCCAAGACCCCAUUGACAAGGAACUCAUGACAGAAUCCUCCCUUUUCAACCCUUUGUCGGACAUCAAAGUCAAAGUUCAGAGCUCCUUCAUGGUCUCGUUGGGUGUGACGGACAGAUCUGAAUAUCAGAGAAAAACACAUUCUGGGACUUUCCCACAUGACAGCAACAGAACCUACAACUCUAUACAUACAAAGAACAAAGCGGCAUAUAUCCAAAAUUUGUCAACACUCUCCAAACAAAACGAGAUGAGGACCACUGGUGUAUUUGGCCACCAGGGAGGACGUCUGGGUAUCCCCAACACAGGGGUGAGCCUGCUGAUUCCGCAUGGGGCUAUUCCUGAAGAAAUCUCUUGGGAGAUCUAUCUUUCCAUCAACCAAGGCGAGUCCAGCUUACAGCCAGAAGGCAGUGAAGUCCUCCUUGGCCCAGAAGUAACUUGUGGUCCCCCAGAAGUGACAGUUUCUACCCCGUUUGCCUUGACAAUACCACACUGUGCAGAAGUGAACUCUGAACACUGGAACAUUCAUGUGAAAAAGAAAAAGCAUCAGGGCAAAUGGGAGGAGGUUAUGUCGGUGGAAGAAGAAACCACUUCCUGCUACUGCCUCUGGGACCCUUAUGCUUGUCACAUACUUUUGGACUCAUUUGGGACUUAUGCCAUUAUGGGGGAAUCCCUUUCUGAUUGUUCUGUUAAAGAGCUAAAAGUAGCUGUCUUUGGCAGUAUGUCUUGCAACUCACUGGAUUACAGCCUGCGAGUGUACUGUGUGGACAACACCCCCUGUGCAUUUCAGGAAGUGAUUUCAGAGGAGAGGCAACAGGGAGGACAGUUGCUGGAAGAACCAAAGCUGUUGCAUUUCAAAGGGAAUACCUUCAGUCUUCAGAUAUCUGUCCUUGAUAUCCCACCUUUCCUCUGGAGAAUCAAACCAUUCACUGCAUGUCAGGAAGUUCCAUUCUCUCGGGUGUGGCGCAACAAUCAGCAGCCACUGCACUGUGCCUUUUCGCUGGAGCGCUACACUCCUGCCACCACGCAGCUUUCUUGCAAAAUCUGUGUCAGACAAGUCAAGGGCCAUGAACAAAUCUUACAGAUUCAGACAUCUAUUCUUGAGACUGAAAGAGAGACAAUCCCUUUCUUUGCACAUGAGGACAGCAACUUCCCAGUUCAGAUGGGACCGCAAGCCUUCAAGAUACCAUACUCUAUCAGGCAAAGGAUAUGUGCAACGUUUGACACGCCCAACGCCAAAGGCAAAGACUGGCAGAUGUUAGCACAGAAAAACAGCUUCAACAGGAAUUUGUCUUACUUUGCUACCCAGCACAGCCCAUCCGCUGUCAUUUUGGACUUAUGGGAAGCCAGGCACCAGCACGAUGAUGACUUAGACUCUCUAGCCUGUGCUUUGGAAGAGAUAGGAAGGACACAACCCCAAAUCUCGGACCUCACAGAAACUCAGAUUGAAGAAUCCAACUUCAGCUACAGCAGACAAAAUGGACUUUAGUUGUCGCUUUCCUUUUGAAGAACUGAGGCCUGGGUCCAACUUUGCCCUUGAUGAAAUUCCUGUUGGCGGAGAAGAAACUACAAACCAUACUAUGAUUUCAUGCUCACACAUGCACACAAAAAAAACACAUAAACUUAACUUGUUCUGUAUUUCCUGCAGUGGUUCACUCCUUCAUGCCACCAAACCAAUUUCCGGUCAGAGGAAGACAAUAAUCGGCUAAGCUCCAAGGAAAGCAUAUGCCUCUCUAUGAGAGGAGGAAAAUAUUGUCUCCUGAUGCUGAAGGUUGAAUUUGUUUAGGGUUCGCACAAAAUGUUAAGGAGUACAUUCUACGGUAUCCAGGAGAGGGAAAUAUGUGAAUGCGCCAAGAUGCCUAAAAUGAUCUCAAAUCUAGAUAUUUCUGUGUCUUAGACUGUUCACGUGAUUUUUUCCCCCUGUCGUUCUGUUAUUUAUGGUUUAGUUUGUAACUUAAACUUAAGACAUGGCCGUGUAGCGGGAACAGGUAAGUGCAGGUAUUUUGGCAGGAAAAGGAGGGAGACAAAAAUAUAAUUUACUGAUGACGAACAUCAAGAUGGAAGAAUCUGAAGUUGAGGCAAAUUUCUCAGAAGUCCAAUGUCCUAGAAGAAAUCCUAGAUUUAUUUAUUUUUUUUGUAGUUGCCCUCUUAGGAAAAACGACACUUUGCAGAAUUUUCUCCGGUGUUUUGGAUAUGUGCAAAACUCUAGAAGAAGCUACAGUGAUGAAACUGAUUUUAUGCUCAAAAAUCAAAUAUGGUUAACAAGGAAUGGGAGGACAAGUAUAUGAACUACAGUGCUAGAGUGUUAGCAUUAUUAUAACAGCUGUCAAAAUAUCUAGAUAAAAUGGAAUGUUAGACAGGGAAAAACGUGUUCUUUUGUAGUUCACAUAGGUUGAAAGGGUGCAGUGGUGCAGUGGGUUAAACCGUUGAGCUGAUGAAUUUGCUGACCGAAAAGUCUGUGGUUUGAAUCUGGAGAGUGGGGUGAGCUCCCACCAUUAGCCCCAGCUUCUGCCUACCUAGCAGUUCAAAAACAUGCAAACGUAAGUAGAACAAUAGGUACCGCUUCUGCGGGAAGGUAACGGCACUCCAUGAAGUCAUGCUGGCCACAUGACUUAGGAGGCGUCUAUGGACAGCGCCGGAUGUGAGGGCGAUCUGGCUGCGUCAUCUGUCACCCCGUUGAUUGCCAGGGUUGAUUCGACUGAUCUGGCUGGCUAGGCGGGUGUCCCCUUCCUCCCUCACCAUUCCAUGUGCGUCCCUCCCGAAGCUGUGCGCUCGGUGGAAGAGGACGACAUCCCAGGUAUAGAAGGAAUGUACCGAGGUCUCCAGUCUUCGGUCCUGGGUUUACAAUAGCUGUGCUCCCCUGCUAGAACCUCGAAACAAGCUCAAGGUCCAUUUGUAGGAGAACAGCGCCGGCUCUUCGGCUUAGAAAUGGAGACGAGCACCACCGCCCAGAGUUGGACAUGACUAGAUUUAAUGUCAAGGGGAAACCUUUACUUA
Molecule: messenger RNA, 3777 nt
Organism: Anolis sagrei ordinatus
Lineage: Eukaryota; Metazoa; Chordata; Lepidosauria; Squamata; Anolidae
Source: RefSeq, a predicted model, not a curated record